Rotaria sp. Silwood2 is the source of this 981-nucleotide messenger RNA. Lineage: Eukaryota; Metazoa; Rotifera; Eurotatoria; Philodinida; Philodinidae. The record is from the annotation of a GenBank genome assembly.
AUGAAUCAAUUUGAUUAUAUUUCACGACAACUUAUGAUUGUUGCUGGUAUUAUUAUGAUUAUAUUUGGUUUAACUGGAAAUAUUUUAAAUAUUUUUGUUUUUACUAAUUGGUCUCGAUCUCGAACAACAACAAACAGACAACUUAAAAGAAUUCAAACAGGUAAUAGUCCUUUGUAUCUAUUUAUUUCAUCAAUAUCUAAUUGUAUUGUUAUUGCCUACUCAUUAACCACUCGAAUUUUAUUUGAUGGCUAUCAAUAUCCAGUGACACAAAACAAUAUGCUUUUUUUAUGUAAAUUACGAUAUUAUGCUUUACAUACAUUUGAUACCAUAUCUUGGGCAUGUCUUUGUAUGGCAAUGCUUGAUCGAUAUUUAGUAUCAUCACGAGAAGUUCGUUUAAGACAAUUAAGUAAAACAAGACAACAAACAAAAUCAAUUAUUUUAUUAAUUAUUUGUUUGAUUGGAUUACAUAGUAUACCUCUUGCUAUUUAUUUUGAUGUUUCAAAAUUUGGUCAAUGUAUAAUUUAUUCGACUAGUUAUUUAUAUUAUUAUCGAUAUGUAUUUCAAAUAUUUCUACAUGGUAUAAUACCAAUAAUUAUCUUUUCUUUUUUGGGUUUUUUAACAUUUAAACAAUUAAAAAUGAUUAGAGGUAGACAAAAUGCUAAUAAAAAUAUAAAUGUUGAUAAACAAUUAUCACGAAUGUUUCUAUUAAUGUCUGUUACAAUUGUAUUAUCAGCUACCCCGUAUUCGGUUGAAAAUAUUUAUUAUUUAAUAUUUGCAAAUAGUAGUCAACAACAAACAUCAUAUGUUUUUUUCUUUCACAUUAUAUCUUCAAUUUUAUUUUAUACUAAUGCAGUAUGUAGUUUUUAUGUGUAUUAUAUAUCAACACCAAAUUUUCGUAUUCAAGUACACAAAACAAUUUUUUGUCAAAAAGAUUUGAAUAGAUUUAUGAAUAAUCGAGUCAAUACAAUAACUACGGCAUAA